Lampris incognitus (smalleye Pacific opah) is the source of this 1380-nucleotide messenger RNA. It is a transcript of the gene gabra5, whose product is annotated as gamma-aminobutyric acid type A receptor subunit alpha5. NCBI's taxonomy places the organism in Eukaryota, Metazoa, Chordata, Actinopteri, Lampriformes, Lampridae. The transcript is spliced from 9 exons. Gene Ontology annotation, cellular component: synapse; postsynapse; dendrite membrane. Bases 1 to 1380 code for a protein of 459 amino acids. Gene Ontology annotation, molecular function: benzodiazepine receptor activity; GABA-gated chloride ion channel activity; GABA-A receptor activity. The record is from RefSeq and is a predicted model, not a curated record. Gene Ontology annotation, biological process: signal transduction; synaptic transmission, GABAergic; nervous system process.
AUGGGCGAUGGAAUGGGCUACGGCUUUGCAAUGAGAAGUCUUUGGAUCUGUGUCUUGUUUGUGAGCAUCACCUGUCGUUUGAGCCUCUCCCAGGUUGCCACGGGAACUCCCAAAGAGGCUGAACUAAAUGACAACAUUACCAUUUUCACACGCAUACUUGAUGGACUACUGGAUGGCUAUGACAACAGACUUCGACCUGGACUGGGAGAAAAGGUGACAGAGAUCAAGACCAACAUCUUUGUCACAAGCUUCGGUCCAGUUUCUGACACUGAAAUGGAAUACACUAUCGACGUGUUCUUUCGUCAGAGUUGGAAAGACGAAAGACUUUGUUUUAAGGGCCCGAUGGAGAUGCUCCCCCUUAAUAAUCUCCUGGCCAGUAACAUCUGGACCCCUGACACCUUCUUUCUCAACGGGAAGAAAUCCAUUGCGCAUAAUAUGACAACGCCUAACAAGCUGCUACGGCUCAAAGAUGACGGCACUCUCCUCUACACCAUGAGACUAACGAUAUCAGCAGAAUGCCCCAUGCAACUGGAGGAUUUCCCAAUGGAUGCCCAUGCUUGUCCACUUAAGUUUGGGAGCUAUGCCUAUCCAGUCUCCGAGGUGGUCUACACAUGGACCCAGGAAGCAGCCAAAUCAGUAGUGGUGGCAGAAGAGGGCUCGCGGCUCAAUCAAUAUCUUUUGAUUGGUCAGACUGCUGGGACGGAGGACAUCUACACCAGCCGAGGUCAAUACACUGUGAUGAUGGCUCACUUCUACCUGAAGAGGAAGAUUGGUUAUUUUGUCAUCCAAACUUACAUGCCCUGCUUCAUGACCGUUAUCCUAUCGCAGGUGUCCUUCUGGCUCAACCGUGAGUCUGUGCCAGCGCGAACUGUUUUUGGUGUGACCACCGUGCUCACCAUGACUACACUUAGCAUCAGUGCCAGAAACUCCUUGCCCAAGGUGGCCUAUGCCACGGCUAUGGACUGGUUCAUAGCCGUGUGCUACGCCUUUGUUUUCUCUGCCCUCAUUGAGUUUGCCACAGUAAACUACUUCACUAAGAGGAGCUGGGCCUGGGACGGAAAGAAGGCAAUGGAGGCCCAACAGCCCAAGAAAAGGGACCUGCUGGCUCUGUCAAAGAAGCCAAACAACGCCUGUUCAGCUGGAGUCAAUUACACAACCAACAUCACCAAGGAUGCCUCCAUCUCCACCAUUUCAAACAGCACAGCUGUUCAGCUCAAGCCCUCUGAAAGUAAGGCUCCAGACCCCAAAAAGACUUACAACAGCGUGAGCAAGAUUGACAAGAUGUCCAGGAUAGUGUUCCCAGUACUGUUUGGGACAUUCAACCUCGUGUACUGGGCCACGUAUCUCAACAGGGAACCAGUGAUCAAAGGAGCUGUGUAA